AAAAAAAGCCGACGGGCGCCAGACUGGACACUUGGACACCUUGUGGGAAGUGGAAAGCCGCCACAUUGCAUUCUCCCAAUUCCCAAUUCCCUUCCCGAGUGCGGACUUCGCUCUUUGUCCUGCACCUCGACUACUUGGUCUCUGAAUUGCAUCCAUCUCAUUGUGCGGAUGCUCAAUCCUCGGGCAAGCCGCUUCUCCCCGUCUUGACUUUGUCUGUUUCCCGCAUUAUCGGAGUCCCGAAUCCUCUCUGAGUUGUUGCAUUUAAGGAACACGCGGAACACGCGCACACCAGGGUGCCGUCCCGGUUCAGCGAGUGCCCACCAUGAGUACCGACUACGCGUACGACGAGGAGGGCUAUCUCUGGCCCUUCUUCGUUUUCACCCUCGCCCUCAUCAUCACCGUCCCUCUCACAUUCUUCCUAGUCAAGCGGUCGCGAGACCCAGCUGCGUCAUUCCCGCGCAUCCAGACAAGCUUCAAACAUGCCCACACAGACACGGUUGACUCCUUGCGCAAGAAGGAGAAGCGCAAGGAUAGGAAACUCUGGUUGACCUUUGCCGUCAUUGCGGGCUGGGCUAUCAUGGGCUACAUGCUCUACCUCAUCCAGACCACCGAGGCGCCAGUACACAAGCUCUGGAACCCCUACGACAUCCUCAACGUCCCCGAGACGGCCACCGAGAAGCAGAUCAAGAGCACCUACAAGAAGCUGUCCCUCCGGCUGCACCCCGACAAGGCGAAGCCGGAUCCGGCCAAGAACGAGACGAUCGAAGACCUCACCGCCCGCUACGUCGAGAUCUCCAAGGCGUACCAGGCGCUAACCGACGAGGACAUCCGCAACAACUACAUCCAGUACGGUAACCCCGACGGGAAGCAGGGCUACAGCAUCAACAUUGCCCUGCCCAAGGUGAUCGUGUCGGACGGCAAUGGCAAAUACGUUGUGCUCCUCUACUCGGUCCUCUUCGGCGUCCUCCUGCCCUACCUCGUCGGGUCCUGGUGGUACGGCACCCUCAGGCGCUCUAAGGAGGGCGUCCUCAUGGAGAGUGCCAACAGGAUCUUCCGCGAGUACAAGGACAGCAUCGACGAGGGCGGUGUCGUGACCGCGCUCAGCACCGGGAAGGAGUACGAUGAACUCUUGAAGGGAGACAAGGCGGACUCGGGUCUUUCCAAGGUGGAGUCUAGGAUUCUCGCCGAGGGCGAGCUUUCCCCUCUCGCUGGCGGUCUGUCCGUCAAGGACAAGGAGAAGCUCGAGGACCUGGAGAGCGGCCCGCAACGAAAGGCAUUGGCACUGCUGUGGGCUUACCUGGGCCGGGUCGAGCUGGAUGACGCCGAGCUCAACAAGGCCAAGUUUGCCGUUGCCCCAAUUGCGCACUCCCUCAACAAGGCCCUCAACGCUAUCGCGCUCGCCUACAUGAACACCGGCCCACUCCUAGCCUCCUACUACACCAGCCAGCUCCUGAUUCAAGCUCUCCCCCCCAAGUCGUCGCCCCUCCUUCAGCUACCCUACUUCACCCCGGCCGUCGUCAAAGCCGCCGAGGGCGAUUCGCGUGUCCACACCAGCAUCCAAAACUUCAUGGACAGGCCAGACGCGAAGCGCCGCAGUUUGGUGGUGGGCAAGAGCCUCCUUACCGACGAGCAAUACCAGGAAGCCGUCGGCGUCGCCAAGCAACUCCCCUUCCUGCGUGUCGCCAAGGCCUACUUCAAGGUCACCGGCGAGCGCUUCAUCAUCCCCUCCUCCCUUGUCACCCUCGUCGUCAAGGGCCGCUUCGUGCCCCCAGGCAGCGAGAAGGUCCCCGAAAUCAACCCCACCGAGCUGGAGGACGUCGACCCGGCGGAAGACGACCUCGACGCCCUCUCGGGCCGCAAGACCCAGAAGCUCGUCGGCAAGGACGAGAAGACGGGCAAGCCCAUCUACGAGUCGGCCGAGGCCGAGGUCAUCGCGGCACCCCUCGCGGCGGCGCCCUACUUUGCGCGCGACCACAGCCCCAGGUGGCACGUGUUCCUGACCGACUCCAAGCAGGGCCGCGUCGCGGUCCCGCCCUUCACUUUCGCGCAGUUCGACCGCCCCAUCUUCGAGGCAGACGGCAAGACCCCGACCUUCGCCAUGCAGACCCUCAAGGCCCAGUUCCAGGCGCCGCCCCAGGCCGGCCACUACACCUUUGUUAUGCACGUCGUGUGUGACAGCUAUGUCGGGUUCGACACCAAGAUGGAGGUCACCCUCAUUGUCGAGGAGGCGAGCAAGGCGGCUGAGAUGGAGAUCGAGGAUGAGAUUAGCGAGCCGGAUGAGGACUCCAUCGCGGGCAUCAUGAAUGCUGCCAAGGGCGGCGAGCCGCCCAAGAGGAGGAAACAAGUCAAGAAGGUGGAGGAGUCGGACUCGGACGAGGAGAGCGGGACGGAGGAGGAGGAAGAUGAUACCAGCGCCACGAAUACGGAUACCGAAGCGGAAGAUUAGACUGGGUUUUGCUUGGGGUUUUAUUGUUUGGUUAUUCCGGCUUCUGGCUUCUGGCUUCUGAUAAUUGUACAUAUCGGCGUUCCUCCCCCCGUUGUUAUGCACUGUCGCUGUGUGUGCUGUGGUUGGUGGGUUUGAAGCGACCCUCUCUACACCUCUCCCCUUCUGUCCGCUGGCUUAGGUGUAUGAUAUGUGUGCAUGGUGUGAGUUGGGAUUUGUUGUCGGAACGGUAUGAGGGAGUGGACGAUGCAGUGUAUGUCGGUAGUCAGGGUUGCUGUAGGUUGGGGACUUGUAGGUAUGAUAUAUGUUUGUUCAACACGGGUUGCGCGUAAAUCACACCAGAUGAUGGAGUCCCUGCCCUGGGGAAAAGGGUCAUAUGACGGGUUCCGGCUACGGACACAGCAAGACGAGAAACAUCAACGUCGGCCCAUGGGGAAAUAAAUGCCGGA
Chaetomium fimeti is the source of this 2892-nucleotide messenger RNA. RefSeq names its product Sec63 Brl domain-containing protein. Bases 323 to 2446 code for a protein of 707 amino acids. Gene Ontology annotation, biological process: SRP-dependent cotranslational protein targeting to membrane; post-translational protein targeting to endoplasmic reticulum membrane. Lineage: Eukaryota; Fungi; Ascomycota; Sordariomycetes; Sordariales; Chaetomiaceae. Gene Ontology annotation, molecular function: RNA binding; transmembrane protein transporter activity. The record is from RefSeq and is a predicted model, not a curated record. The transcript has 2 exons. Gene Ontology annotation, cellular component: Sec62/Sec63 complex.